Molecule: messenger RNA, 1442 nt
Organism: Contarinia nasturtii (swede midge)
Lineage: Eukaryota; Metazoa; Arthropoda; Insecta; Diptera; Cecidomyiidae
Gene: Ost48
Product: dolichyl-diphosphooligosaccharide--protein glycosyltransferase 48 kDa subunit
Exons: 2
Coding region: 56-1393 (445 amino acids)
Cellular component (GO): endoplasmic reticulum membrane; oligosaccharyltransferase complex
Source: RefSeq, a predicted model, not a curated record
AUAUUGGCUUUUAGUCGUCACAAAUCCAUACAAUAACCAAAGUAAAAAAAAUACAAUGGCUAACAAGAAUUUUGGAAUUUGUUUAAUUCUUGCAUAUUUCUGUGCAUUAUCAUGGGCACAGAAUGUAGGCGAUACGCUCGUUUUGGUUGAUAAUUUGGCAAUUCGUGAAACUCAUUCAAUAUUUUUCAAAAGUUUACAAGAAAGAGGAUAUAAAUUGACAUUUAAAUCGGCUGACGAUCCAAAUUUGAUUUUAUCAAAAUAUGGCGAGUAUUUAUACCAGAAUCUAAUCAUCUUUGCUCCAUCGGUUGACGAAUUUGGAGGUGAUGUUAGUGUUGAUAAAAUAACAGAUUUCAUUGACAAUGGGGGAAAUGUUUUGGUCGCAUCGAGUUCCAAAUCAGGUGAAGCUUUGCGUGAAUUUGCAACCGAAUGCGGUUUUGAAGUUGAUGAAGAUGGUGCAGCUGUAAUCGAUCACCAUCACUAUGACAUUUCGGAUGCCGGAGACCACACGAAAAUCGUAGCAUCGCCUGAAAAUUUAAUUUCAUCUCCAUUAAUUGUCGGAUCGAAAAAUGUGGCUCCACUUUUGUAUGAAGGCACUGGACUCCUGGCCGACCGUGAAAAUAGCCUUGUUCUUCAAGUUUUAACAGCCGACUCGACUGCCUACAGUUAUAUUCCAGAAAAUUCAAUUAAAGAAUAUCCACAUGCUGUUGGUCGAGGCACACUUUUGAUAGCUGCUUUGCAAGCUAGAAAUAACGCUCGUGUCGUAUUUUCUGGUUCGUUGUUUUUCUUUUCCGAUAAAGCUUUUACGUCUGGCGUUUCCAAGUAUGGUGGUAAAUUUUAUGAAAAGUCUGGCAAUCAAGAAGUUGCAACCGCAAUCAGUAAAUGGGUUUUCGGAGAAGUUGGACGUCUACGUGUGGUUAAUAUUGAACAUCAUAAGGUUGGAGAAACCGAAGCUCCACAGGCAUACACCAUUAUCGAUCCAGUUGUCUAUACCAUAUCUAUCGAAGAGUUAAUUUCCGGAAAAUGGCAAUCAUUCAAAGCAAACGAUAUUCAAUUGGAAUUUGUUCGAAUCGAUCCAUUUGUACGCACUACAUUGAAGAAUAUUGGUGGCGGAAAAUAUCAAGCUCAAUUCAAAAUUCCCGAUGUAUAUGGAGUUUAUCAGUUUAAAGUGGACUAUGAUCGCAUAGGAUACACCCAUCUUUAUAGUACAACUCAAGUUUCUGUUCGCCCAUUGCAACACACUCAAUACGAACGUUUCAUACCAAGCGCAUUCCCAUAUUAUGUUAGCGCAUUCUCUAUGAUGGUCGGUCUUUUCAUUUUCUCAUUUGUUUUCAUCUAUUUCAAAGAUGAUGCUGUUACAGGUAGCGCAAAACAAAAGGGCGAAUCCGUAAAAUGAUUAAGAAAAUCAUUUGAGAAAUUUCAUUUUAAAAUUAAGAAAUUCGAAA